This is a messenger RNA of Marasmius oreades (fairy-ring Marasmius), 2265 nucleotides long. RefSeq lists its product as uncharacterized. The transcript is spliced from 6 exons. Gene Ontology annotation, molecular function: phosphatidate phosphatase activity. NCBI's taxonomy places the organism in Eukaryota, Fungi, Basidiomycota, Agaricomycetes, Agaricales, Marasmiaceae. The record is from RefSeq and is a predicted model, not a curated record. Gene Ontology annotation, cellular component: actin cortical patch. Bases 67 to 2265 code for a protein of 732 amino acids.
GUUGAACAUGACAUACAUAUUACCUUUCAUUCCUGACCAUAUUCAUGACAACGGUCUGGUAAUGUCAUGUCUGAAGACAUGCGUGGAAGCUCCUGGAGGUCGCUUGCUGCAUCGGCAGCAUCUUCGCGGCUGACUUCGUUCAAGGGAUAUCUGGCUCAAAAAGACUUCACAAACUCUCUACCCAGCUCGAUAAAACGCCAACUCGGACCUGUAGAUGGGAGCGAGAGAGUAGGGAAUAAACAGUCAUGGCGGGAAUGGGCGGGUCAGAAGAUCAGCAGAGGGAAUAACGGAAAAGAGGAAAUAGCAAUGUUUCCAGGGUGGGCAACGAGGAAGCCUCUUUCUGCAACCGAUGGGUCGUUUGCGUUUGAGGUCGACAUAUUUAUAUCUGGAUUUGCAUCGGCUCAUCGUGGACAAGAACUUGCCAGUCGUUCACAACGGACUUUUAUGAGGCUUGCUAAAGGAUUCGCUGCUCUACCCAAGCUCGGUGAGGACGAUUCAAAGGUUGGGGAAGAUCUCGGUCUAGUGUCAACACGGUUGACUCCCUCUACUGAGGAGCUACUUCGAACAGUGAAUCUUCCUCCUAGGCCAGAAGAAAUGACAAUGGAGCGCGAGAUUGAGAUGCUUGAACGCCAGUUCAAGCGUCUGAACUCUCCGAAACAAAAUUUGAUGGACAGUGAUGAAUCCAGCUCCUCGCGCUCUUCCUCUCCUGAACUUGAUUCACCCCCGCCGAUUGACCGUGAAGCUGAGAAAGUCGUAACCAAACAAAGCACUCCUACAGCCGCAGUCUCAAUUCCCGAAGAACUUGUACGCAAACUACAUGCAAAUUUAGAGGCCCGUCUUCUGCCAUUCUGGUCGUCAGUCCUGCCAGGACGAAUGGUACGGAUCAGAGUAUUCGCCAAAGCUACAUCUCAUGAUUCCGAAUCCUCGAGUGAUCACCAACAUUUGGCAACUACAACUGUUCAAACAGGCGUCGAUGGCAGUUUUCAAACGCUGUUUCGGAUAGGCUGGGAGGACAUGUGUCAGCACCCUGCUGCGCUCGACAUAGCGUUUGGAGACCCUUCACACGAACAUGAGUUAUCUGUCACCGCAGAACUAUUCCCAAACCAAAAAUCUAGUUCAUCUGCCGCCUCCUCUUCAACCGAUCUCACUUCAACCAGAUCCGUCUCGCCCCUCCCACCUACUGCCGCCACAAGCGCUCAUGUUCCUCUUACCCAUUCACCUAUCCGCGUCAUUUCAGAUAUCGAUGACACAGUUAAACACUCCGACAUCAUUGGAGGUGCUCGUUCUGUGUUCCGAAACGUAUUCGUCAACGAGUUGGAAGAUCUGGUUAUACCAGGAAUGGGAGAAUGGUAUAGUGAAAUGUGGAAAAAAGGCGUUCGGUUCCACUAUGUGUCUAAUGGCCCGUUUGAGCUGCUUCCGAUACUCGGAGACUUUUUCGCAAUCGCAAAUCUGCCCCCAGGUUCCAUAAAGCUCAAGUCAUAUGCUGGACGAUCCUUGUUUAGUGGUCUUUUGUCUGCCCCUGCAGCAAGGAAGCGCGCUGGAGUUCAAGAUAUUCUUAACGCGUUUCCCGACUCUUCUUUCAUUCUUGUGGGCGAUUCCGGCGAACAGGAUCUAGAACUAUACACAGAACUCGCAAAAGAAAACCCGCGACAGAUUUUGGCUGUCUUCAUCCGUGAUACUGGCUCUGGGGACAUCCUUGAAGAUCCGACAGGCCUCCGAGUAUUGACGGCAACACCUGAGAUUAGCCUCCAGAGUCAAGAGGAGAGUUCUACGGUAGAUCAAGAAACUUGGAACUUCCAACAUUAUGUUAACGGAGAUAGACGUCCUGCACCUCUCGACACGUCCAAAACUCCUCAUAAAUCAUCCUCAUGGCCCGUAACGAACGAAACACCUACAACCCCCGGAUCCAUUUCCAACAACAGGAAUAGCAAUUACUUUAAGUUCACAUCUGAACCUGAGCCUUUAUAUGAUAGUUCUCGCAACUCUUCUUUAACCUCUCUUUCGUCCAUUUUCACCAGAAAGACACCUGCAACACGGCGGGAAUCUGUGUCGUCCAAUGCCUCUUCAUACUUUAGCCGAACACCCAAGUCGGCGGCUGCUAAUACGAGUACAUCAAGUCGCAUAUCCGAGUCUGAGAAGAGGAGGCAAGAUUUACAGAUGAGGGUUUAUAGAUCCAGAACAGUUUUACCCGAUCAUGUCGUGUUGAGGGUGUUUAGAUCUCCCACGGAGUGUGUCGAGGCUGAUAUGAUUCUGGCUAGUAGCUGA